Notechis scutatus (mainland tiger snake) is the source of this 354-nucleotide messenger RNA. RefSeq names its product tachykinin precursor 1 (gene TAC1). The record is from RefSeq and is a predicted model, not a curated record. Lineage: Eukaryota; Metazoa; Chordata; Lepidosauria; Squamata; Elapidae. Gene Ontology annotation, biological process: tachykinin receptor signaling pathway.
AUGAAGAAGGUCGUGCUGCUUUUGGUCAUGCUCUUUCUAUCAUCCGCGCAUGCCGUGGGGGAAGAACUGGGAGACCAGCACGAGCUGAACUACUGGGCGGAUUGGUCCGACGGAGGCGAGCAGAACCAGGAAAAGUUGCCUUUCCCUUUUGAACACUUUCUUCAGAGGAUUGCCAGAAGACCCAGACCUCAGCAAUUCUAUGGGUUAAUGGGCAAACGGGAUGCUGGAUAUACCCCUGUCUCACGCAAAAGAUAUAAAACAGACUCAUUUGUUGGACUCAUGGGCAAAAGAUCUUUAAAUUCUGGAUCUUCUGAAUGGAGUGCCCUGCAAAUGUUUGAAAGAAGACGCAAAUGA